AUGGACGCGUCUCAAGCACUGGCGCUCUGUCUGCUUGUGCUUUUCCUGUGGAGUUUACCGUGCGCACACUGCGCCGCUAUCGUGCCCACCUCGGGACAGAAGAGGAACAGGGGUACCAGGAGCUCGCAAGAUGGACAAAGGUCACCCAGAUUUCUGAAGGAGCUUUUUGUGUCCUCGCCGGGUCUAUUACGGGAUGAUUUUAAGAACUCGAUUGUUCCUCAUGAUUACAUGAUAUCCAUAUACAGGACUUACUCUGCGGCCGAAAAGCUGGGGCUGAAUGCCAGCUUUUUCCGUUCCUCCAAGUCUGCCAAUACUAUAACAAGUUUUGUGGACAGGGGAAAAGAUGAAUCGGCGCACUUUCCAUUGCGAAGGCAGAAAUAUAUAUUUGAUGUUUCCACUCUCUCGGAAAAAGAGCAGCUGGUCGGAGCAGAACUGAGGAUCCUCCGAAAAGUCCCAGAGGACCCCAUGUACUCACCGCCGGGACUCUAUAACAUUGAUCUUGUCUCCUGCGGCUCGGGCAGGUUGUUGGACUCCAGUUCUGUGGAUCUUGGUGCAUCUAGAAACCCAGUCUGGGAGGUAUUGGACGUGUGGGAACUGUUUAAAAGCAGAGUCCCAACAGGUCGCAGUAAUCAGCUGUGUGUUGAGCUUAAGGCCACGGGGUCUCAGUCCGACGCUGAAGUCGACCUGAGGUCACUGGGUUUUGAGAGACGCGGACGCGCGCAGCGAGAAAAAGCCAUCCUUGUGGUGUAUGCGCGCUCCCGAAAGAGAGAAAACUUAUUUAAUGAGAUGCGGGAGAAUAUCAAGACGGCCCGGGGUAACCGAGGAUCUGAACAGGAUACCGGAAUGCAAUUUAAAGCACGCCGGCGCCGGAGAACCGCACUUAAUAACCGGCACGGUAAGAGACACGGCAAGAAGUCUAAAUCGAGGUGCAGCCGCAGAGCGCUUCAUGUGAACUUCAAGGAGCUUGGAUGGGACGACUGGAUCAUCGCCCCUCUGGACUAUGAAGCGUACCACUGCGAGGGCAUGUGCGAUUUUCCUCUGAGGUCUCACCUGGAGCCCACCAACCAUGCCAUCAUCCAAACCCUGAUGAACUCCAUGGACCCAAACAGCACGCCGCCCAGCUGCUGCGUGCCCACCAAACUCAGUCCCAUAAGUAUACUCUAUAUAGACUCUGGUAAUAAUGUGGUGUAUAAACAGUAUGAGGACAUGGUGGUGGAGCAGUGCGGCUGCAGGUAGCAAUGCACCC
Molecule: messenger RNA, 1246 nt
Organism: Trichomycterus rosablanca
Lineage: Eukaryota; Metazoa; Chordata; Actinopteri; Siluriformes; Trichomycteridae
Gene: gdf6a
Product: growth differentiation factor 6a
Exons: 2
Coding region: 1-1236 (411 amino acids)
Biological process (GO): BMP signaling pathway
Cellular component (GO): extracellular region
Molecular function (GO): growth factor activity; cytokine activity
Source: RefSeq, a predicted model, not a curated record